GCCAAGCCUACUUGCCCGCGGAAGUAGUGAGUGUACCAAACUGUCAGUCGCCGUAACCAUAACCAUUGAGACAGUUUGGCCUCUCAUCCAUAGACCAAACAUGUUACUACAGUCUCUGGUAAGAACCCGUUUUGGAAAGAGCUCAUCGCCAAUCUGAUGCCAGGAGCUGGGCUGCUGAGGGAUUUUAUUAGCAGAGCUAGGAGCGUUAUGUACCUGUCGGCGAGAGGUUCCCUUGCUUCCGAUUGGCAACGAGCCUCUUUGAGGCCUACCUUCUCUUCUUUAGUAUUUCCAGUGUACGGUUCGUAAGUCUCUCAGAGUGUAGAUGUUGAAACCACAAUCCAUACCAGCGCAAGGAGAGGAUGGAAUGGACAAAAUGGCAGGCUGUUGAUGUCAUUAUCGACCCCUGUCACAGGCGAACGCGCUAGGAUUUCGUAGUCAUUGCGAGGGCAUCACCGGCUGGCUUCAGUUAUCGGAGAGCAACACCAGAACUCGAGCAUGGUAGAAACACGAAGAUCGACGCGUCAGUCGACGGCCGCAAUACCAGAUUACACCGAAAAAAAGUCAUCGUCAGCCGAUGAGCGCAAAAGCAAGAAGACCACGCGUCAGAAACGCGCGAGAGAGGAUGAUGAUGGCGUGGAAGAGGAUGAGCAUUCCCCGCCAGUGAAGAAGGUCGCGAAAGCGAAGCCAAGGCCCACGAAACCCAAGACCAGCAACUCGGGUGCCGUGCAACCGCCCGCACCUGUCUCAGACACGAACCGCAACGCCAACAAUGAACAAGAAGUUUACUGGCUGCUCAAAGCCGAGCCCCUCCCCCGCUUCGAAAACGGCGUCAACGUCGCCUUCUCCAUAGACGAUCUCGCAGCAUGCACCGUCCCAGAACCUUGGUCGGGCGUCCGCAACCCGCAAGCUCGGAACAAUAUGCAGGCCAUGCGCAAAGGCGACCUGGGCUUCUUCUAUCACAGCAACGCGAAACCUAGCGGCGCAGUUGGUAUACUACGCGUGGCGGAGGAGGCUAAAGUCGAUGAGACGGCCUUUGACCCGAAAGACGCCUACUACGACCCCAAAUCGGAUAGAGAGAAUCCAAAGUGGUAUUGUGUGGGCGUCGAAUACGUGGAGAAGUUUGGUGGGGUGGUGGAUUUGGCUAGGCUGAAGAGUUUCGCCAAGGACGGAGGGCCGUUGGCCAAGAUGCAGUUGGUUACAAACUCGAGACUGAGCGUGUGUAGGGUAAGCAAGGAUGAGUGGGAUUUCGUCCUGGGGUUGGCCGGAGAGAAAGAAUCAGCCCACAGGGAGGAGGAGGGUAAUAACAGUGAAGAGCAGAAGUGAACACCGGAGAACACAUCUGUCUGGUUUGGCAGGCUGUUCUUGCUCCACAAAAGACUGCAGUACAUACUCCUACAUCGGCGUGUGCUUGACCUCGACUUUCAGAUACUAUAGAUUCACCAUACCCGUCUCAUUGACACUGCAAUAUCUAUACUGUUACACUUCUG
This is a messenger RNA of Dothidotthia symphoricarpi CBS 119687, 1487 nucleotides long. Its product is annotated as DUF55-domain-containing protein. Gene Ontology annotation, cellular component: nucleus. The coding region runs from base 496 to 1323 and encodes 275 amino acids. Lineage: Eukaryota; Fungi; Ascomycota; Dothideomycetes; Pleosporales; Dothidotthiaceae. The transcript has a single exon. The record is from RefSeq and is a predicted model, not a curated record.